AUGAAUAAAACUCGCCAGCCCUGCUGGGAGUUGCAAUCGCACGUACCCGGCGGGCGCCGCUCCAGCUCGGGGCAGGGGCCGUGCGAAGCCCCGGGGCAGAGCCUGCGCCAGCGCCCUGCGCGGCCAGGAGUUUUGGCCCGCCUCGGCCGCCGGACCCACGUGGCCCGUGACGACGGCGGCCCUGGCUUCCGGGUCGCCCUGGAGCCGCCACGUGCGCGCCGCGCCGCGCCCGAGAGAGAGCCCAUGGCCAUGGCCACGGCCGCCGCCGCCGCGCCUCCGGUGCUGCUGGGGCUGCGCGACAUCCCCGCCGCGGCGGGCUCGUGCCAGGCCGGCCUGCAGCUCCACGGGGCGGCGAGCAAAGUGGGCGGGUCUCCGGAUUGCCUCCCAUCAGUAACUCUGGCGCAUCCAGCCUGUGGCAUUUGUGGUACUGCCCUGAUGCACGUCGUGCAGGUCUACUGCCCCCUCGAAGGCUCACCGUUCCACCGCGUCAUCAACGUCUUUGCUUGCGCUACAGAAAGCUGCUGGGGGGACUUGGAAAGCUGGAAGGUGUUGCGAUCCCAGUAUUUGCAAGUUCAAGGAAAAGGAACACAGGACUGCAAAUUGAAGCAGAAGCAAGAAUGUGUCCUUGCAGCCCAGGACUGGUGUGAAGGAGCAGAUGACUGGGGAGAAGACAAUGGAAUAGCAUCUUCUGGACACACUACAGGCCACAGCCUGGGCUCACACCCAGCAUCAGACCCUGUGCCCAAAGAAGAUUGUGCAAACCAGUUCCAAGAUCUGAGCCUCAGAGAAGUCCCUGGCGUCUCACAUCCCUUCCACUCCUGUGACCCACCUGGGGAGGAGCAAGUCAUGCCCAGCUGUGUUCCCCUGUUCCAGUCCUACUUCAUCAGUGUAAUGGAUGAGGAAGACUACCGUGGCUGUGAUGAUGUGGGCCAUGCCCAAAACCUCUUAACGGAAUAUCAGCAGAGGGAGGGGCUUGAUUUGGAACAAAUGAUGUCAGACAGUUAUGCACUGAAUGAGAAGUAUGAGAAAAGUAAAGCUGAAAAGAGAGACCAGGUGUUCCAUAAGUUUUUGAAAAGAAUUUCUGUCUGCAAGGAACAGAUCUUAAGGUACUCCUGGGGAGGGCAGCCUUUAUUUAUCACCUGCCCUUCAACAGACAUCAAGACAGCAGCCCCACCCUGUAGGAACUGUAAUAGCAGGAGAAUCUUUGAAUUUCAACUUAUGCCCACCUUGGUCAGCAUGCUCAAGGCCGGAGAUGACGAUGUGUCUGUAGAAUUUGGAACAGCAUUAGUGUACACAUGUGAGAAGAGUUGCUGGCCCACUGAGCAGAAAACACCCUUGGAAGAAUUUGUUUUUAUACAAGAAGACCCAGAUGAAAAACUAUUUAAAUAGAUACUAUUUAAUUCCUUACAUAAAUAAAGUUUAUAUAAAUUA
Messenger RNA from Elgaria multicarinata webbii, 1431 nucleotides. It is a transcript of the gene PDCD2L, whose product is annotated as programmed cell death 2 like. The record is from RefSeq and is a predicted model, not a curated record. Gene Ontology annotation, biological process: apoptotic process. The coding region runs from base 1 to 1389 and encodes 462 amino acids. Gene Ontology annotation, cellular component: cytoplasm. The transcript has 7 exons. Lineage: Eukaryota; Metazoa; Chordata; Lepidosauria; Squamata; Anguidae.